Molecule: messenger RNA, 4797 nt
Organism: Microbotryum saponariae
Lineage: Eukaryota; Fungi; Basidiomycota; Microbotryomycetes; Microbotryales; Microbotryaceae
Source: the annotation of a GenBank genome assembly
AUGAGCUGCUCGAGGGUCGAGUACCCACGCGACGACCACGGCACACCCGCAGCCUCCCAGUCGCAUGUAGGCGCGGUCAGGACCACCACCACCACCGCCUCGCGACGACCACGAGCAACCGCUGCUGCUGCUGCUGCUGCUGCUGCUGCUGCUGCUGCUGGCUCGACCUCGAACUCGGCAACACUGACCGUCGCACCUUCCCCCAUCACGACUCGCUCGGGUCGUGCUCUUGGUUCGGUCGGGGGCAAGUCCGGCCCAGGUUACUCUCCGUAUGCCUACCCAGCGCGCAAGACGACGGCGACCCACGACGGCGACCAUGACGACGAGGCCAGUUUCGAUGCCUCGUUCGACUCGCCGAUCCAACGCAGGCGACACCCACCACCAUCAGCAUCCACUACCGUAGCCCCCACCCAAGCCCAAGCCCAGACACAGAAACGAGGCGGCCUCUUUUCGGGCAUCAAGAGCAUUCCCGGCCGCGCGCUCGGCUACAUCUUCCAUCGCAGCAACUCGACCGCGACCCUCUCCAGCUCGGCCUCGCUGCAGGAUGUCCGACGCGCUGUCGAAAAGGAACAGCGGUCGUCGCAAUCACCCAAAAACGCGAUCGCUUCCAGGACACGAUCCGGUGCUCAGCGGUCGACCGCCCCUGGGGCUGCAGCGGGAGGAGGAGGAGGAGGAGGAAGAGGCAUGUCGAGGAGCAAGACGGGCGUCCAUCUCUCCGAACUUGGCCGACCUUUACCGUCGUCGUCCUCGCUCUCGGCCUUGUCGACCCUUGCAUCUGCGUCUACGAGUGCACCCGUGGCGUCAUCCUCGACCUAUGCCUCGAACGGUCUGCCGAGAUCGUCGCAUUCGACCCUGACGAUGCCGCCCUCGAACCUCAACGGCGGCGCGCCUUCGUUCCUCGCGCCGACGUCCUACUCGCGUCAAGGCUCACCCGCACCGUCCUCCAACGCCGGUGCAGGCUACUCCCGUCGGAGCCCUUCUCCGACGCGCAACCAACUCGCGGGGACCAUGUCGGCCUUCAACUUCAACUCGCACGACGCCGCGUCCGACAUGCGCGCCGGAUCUCGCGCCGGCAGUUCAAGCGCUGUCGUCAAAGCUCCCACCUCGAAUGCUUUCGGGUUGCAAUCGAGGUCCCCUUUCGUGGCCACACGACGUGCCCCUUCACUCGCUCGCAGUGCAUCGGUCUCCUCGAUCGCCGGCGCGAGCACGAACGGCGCCGGUGUCAGUGCCGCCGGCCAUUCGCUCUUCCCUUACGCCUCCCCCAAACCCCGUGGAGCAUCCCCUAGCGCCCUGUCGACGAGUCGAUCCGUGUCGUCGUCGUUGAACCACAAAAAGUCCUACGUCGCUCUUUCUGGUGCGCUCAAUUCAUCUCGAGCGAGGGUCGGGUCACCGCUCAACCCUCAUUUCCCGACGGCUUCGGUCGGAGAGUCAGCUUCCGUGUUUGGGGGGGCUAGUGUCGAUCCGGGUUUCGAGAGGGCUAGGAAGAAGCAGAUGGUUUGGGAUCCGGAGAAGGGUUUGGUUUCGAGGGAGGCGAUGGAGAGGGAGCGAGAGGCGUGAGUUGUCAAAGACGGCUCUAGGCGAGGUAUUGGUUGACUGAUGCUUUGUUUUUUCGAUGUAUCUGCUCGCCCGCAGUGCCCAAGCACCGCCGCCGAAGAAUGAAGCUGAGAGGAUUUUGGAAGUACUAGAGGGGAUGGGUCGUACACCUUUGGGCGAAGCGCAGCGCGCGACCUUCAAGGUGAGCCAUGCCAACAGUCCAUCGGCUUUCGCGCAAUCUGCGCUGACGCUGUGUUCGUCCUUACAGCCGAUCAAUGUACCGGUACCGCAAGCCUCGACGUCGAGCUUACUCAGCCGAAGCGCCUCGACUCCACUCCUGGCGACGGCCUCACCGUACGGUCGUCGUGCCCCCGUCGCCCCGGCCGCGCGCGAGUCCACCCGUGGGGUCGGAUUGGAAGCGCAACUCCGAGCACGAGAAGAUCGACGACGCGCUCAAAUCGAACGAGAGCGGGAGGAACGCGAGCAGGAACGAUUGGAGGACGAGGAGAGGGAACGACAACGCGUCGAGAGGCGUCGGAGGCGUCGCGAUGAGGAGGAGAGAUUGAAGCGCGAGGAAGAGGAUGAGAUGCUGAUGGAAUCGAUUGAGGAUGAGGAGGCUGCGCCUGUAGCGAGACGCAAGACGCGCUCGAUGGCGGCGGCGGCGGCGGCGAAGGACCCGAAACCGAUGACGUCGACACCUGCGAAAGCGAGGGCCGGGACGGGCAAAGGCAAGGCAGCUGCUGCGUCGACGACACCGGCUCGAGUGACGAGACGGUCGGCGAGGAAGGCUGCGUCCGAGGAAUCGAUGCAGGCCGAUGAUGUGCCCAUGUCACCACCACCCGCGGCAUCGCGACGACGCGCCGUCAAAUCACCUUCCCCCGUCAAGGAAGCGAGUCCCUCUCCUCCGCCUCCGGAACCGACACCCGUGGAAUCUGCUCCAGCUUCGUCGUACAAGCCCAUCACCGAAGCUGAGCGAGCCGCCAACGCCUCUUCCUCCCUUCGUCCCGGUCGUUCGCACACGUCUCGGACGCAUACCUCGUCGUCCAAGAUCUUUUCGGCGAGGGAAGAGGAUCUGCCUCCGGUCGAUGAGAACGAGUUGGGCAAGAUCAAGUUGCCCGAAAUGAAGUUCCCCGCCAACUUCUCGUUUGGGCCAAUUGGAGGGGCCGCUUCCUCCACCGCAUCGACGAGUACGACGAAGGCGACUCCGGCACCUACGCCAGUUUCUGCACCGGCUACUUCGACCAACAGCCUCUUUGGUCGUCUUGGUCCUGCGUCAUCGGAACUUGCCUCGAGCAAACCUACCGCUGCACCAACACCGUUCUUAUUCGCUCCACCUCCGGCACCUAAGAACGAUACCACAACCGCUCCUCCCGCACCCAAGACCUCGAUGGCUUCCAAUUUCUUCUCGAAACCCCCUACCCUCCCCACUUCCUCCAGCGACGCCUCGAAGACCUCCUCGACCAAACCUCCCGACUUCUUUGCUACCGUUUCCGCCGCGCCCUCAACGAAGAGGAACGAAGUCGAUACACCCCCCUUGUCGACCCUCCCUUCGGCGUCGGAUUUCUUCGGCGUCAACAAACCCGUGGAGGCGAAGCAGGCCCCUGCCCCCGCUCCCUCGACUUCGAAUGUGGCGAACCCUUUUGCGGCGCUAGGGAAACCCGUUGCUGAGAUUAUUGGAGAAAGCAGUGCGGAAAAUGCUAGGGCUGCUCCGCCGAUAUUCGGGAAUGCUUCGUCGAUAGCAAGUCCGUUUGGCGCGUCGAGUGGUUUGUUCGGUGCUGCACCCAAGCAGGAUGGAGAGGUGAGCGGGCUGUUCAGGCCAAUCGUUGGAGAAUUCCGAUCUGACGUGACUUGCCUCCCUUUGAACAGAAGAAGGAUACGCCUUCGGCUAAGCCUGUUGUCUCGUUCGGGGCUCCCGCAUCCUCGGCGAUAAGCUCGACCUCGGCCCCCACAGCACCUGCCCCGCUACCUUCGUUCUCGUUCGGUGCCCCUGCCCCUGCGGCUGCAACUGCUUCUUCAUCUACGAGCGACAAGGAGGCCGAAGACAAGCCCCAAGCUGCCCCUGCGCCGUUUACCUUUGGUGCACCAGCUGCUUCCUCCGCCGCCGACGCCCCUGCCUCGACUGCACCCGCUCCCUCCUUCAGCUUCGGGCAACCGCCCGCUGCGGCCGAGAAGAAAUCCGAAUCGGGCUCGACGGAAAAGCCUGCCGCUCCAACGGCUCCGACACCAUUCGCUGGCUUUGGAGCUGCUCCAUCGAUGCCUCCUGUCGUCGUCAUGCCCAGCAUUGAUGAUGGUGACGAAGACAGUGGAAUGGAGGACGAGACGGGAGCAACCGACUGGAACACCGCCGCCAAGCCGUCGCCGUUCACGUUCGGACAACCCGCAGCUGGGGCAUCGUCGCCGUCACCUUUCGGCAAUUCCCCCGCCUUUGGCGCCAGUGCCCCGACUUCGGCCGCUCCCUUCUCCUUCGGCGCUCCGGCUGCGACAACGAGCCAAAAGCCGACGAGCAUCUCUUUCGGCAGUGCGGCCAACCCGACGGGCAGCUCGUCGCUGUUUGGCGGUGUGGGUGCGGCCACAUCGACUCCCUUUGGCGGUUUGUCACCCUCGCCUUCGCCUGGACCUCCUUCCGCCGGUCUCGUGAACACGGCCUUCUCAUUCGGAACGACGUCUUCCACAACUCCGUCUGCUCCCACCCCUUCUGCUGCGCCGGCGACGUUCACGUUCGGGGCUCCCUCAGGGCCGACAACUCCCUCUGGUGGUCUGUUCGGCAACUCGGGCACCUCGACAACGAACGGCAACAUGUUCGGCUCCGCGGGUGGAGCAGCGAUGUCGCAAACGCUCUCCGCGCCAGGGUUCGGUGCCCCGACUGCACCAGCCGUGAGGGCGCCUUUUGGAGCUCCUUCCGCCAUACCUACGUUCACGUUCGGUGCGUCGUCCAACCCCGGUACACCUACAACGAGUACGGCGUUCAACUUUAGUGCGCCGCCUUCUUCGACGCCGAUGAAUAGCAAUGGUGGAUUCGCGGGGUUCGGUGUGGCACCGACUACAUCCUCGAACGGCUUCGGAAGUGGACUUUCGAAUCCUGCAGGUGGUGGAGGGACCUCCUUUGGUGCUCCUUCAGUCCCUGUAGGUGUUUCUUCGAAUGCGCCCUUAAGUCCUGCGGGUGGUGCGGGGGCAGGCGCGGGGGCUUUGUUCAGUAUUGGGAGUGGCGGGGACGAGAGUCCGAAUAAGAGGAAGAUCGCUCCGCUCAGGAGGAGAAGGGGGUGA